Thunnus maccoyii (southern bluefin tuna) is the source of this 2208-nucleotide messenger RNA. It is a transcript of the gene spns3, whose product is annotated as spinster homolog 3 (Drosophila). The record is from RefSeq and is a predicted model, not a curated record. Lineage: Eukaryota; Metazoa; Chordata; Actinopteri; Scombriformes; Scombridae. Gene Ontology annotation, biological process: transmembrane transport. Gene Ontology annotation, cellular component: membrane. The coding region runs from base 213 to 1754 and encodes 513 amino acids. Gene Ontology annotation, molecular function: transmembrane transporter activity. The transcript is spliced from 13 exons.
ACCGCAAGGAUAUUUUUACAGAAAAACAAAUGUCUUUUCUUCUUCAUGUACUGUUAAUUCAUUUAAGUGAAGGUUCAAACAAUCAUUUAACAUGUCCAAAUUACUGUUUUCCUAGUCAGUAGCAACAGAGCAGCUCCAUACGCAACACUAACGAGCACAGAUUGGAGUGUUUGUUCUCUGGAUUCAAAUUGGUAAAGAAAAAGCUGCUCACUAUGGAGCCAAAGGGAUCAGUCACGUCCCCUCAGGACAGGCCGAUGCCUGAACGGAGUCUGAGCACCAGCCCUGGUCUACGCUAUGGCUCUCUUGUGAACAGCGUUUCAUCACUUGCACCAACAGAAGCGGACAAAGCAGCCAUAUCACCUACACGUGCCUACAUAGCUGUAGCUGUGCUUUGCUACAUCAACUUGCUCAACUACAUGGAGCGGUACACAAUAGCAGGUGUCCUUACCAUCAUUCAGGCAUUCUUUCACAUAAGUGACAGUAUAGCUGGACUUCUACAGACAGUUUUCAUCUGCAGUUUCUUACUUCUGGCACCUUUCUUCGGUUACCUCGGGGACCGCUACAACAGGAUAUAUAUCAUGUCGGCAGGUUUGAGUAUGUGGCUUGUGACCGCAGCUGGAAGCUCUUUUGUCACUGAGUCGUACUUCUGGCUUCUGGUGCUGUUGAGAUCUCUGGUCGGGGUAGGAGAGGCCAGCUACUCCACCAUUGCUCCCACCAUCAUUGGUGACCUCUUUACUGGGCCUAAACGGCUCCUCAUGAUCUCUGCCUUCUACAUCUGUAUCCCUGUUGGAAGUGGUCUUGGAUACAUAGUGGGGUCAUCAGUUACGAGUCUCACAGGGGACUGGCACUGGGCUCUCAGGGUCACUCCCAUCUUGGGUCUAGUGGGACUUAUCUUGCUGGUGCUCUUAUGCCCAAACCCACCCAGAGGUGCUGCAGAAACCCAUGGAGUAGGAGUUACAGGAAAGAGCUCCUACCGGGAGGAUGUCAAGUAUCUUUUGAAAAAUAAAAGCUAUGUGUGGUCAUCAAUGGGAGUGACGGCUAUGGCCUUCCUCACCGGAGCUCUGGCUUUCUGGGUGCCCACUUUUUUGUCCAGAGCUCAGAUCUCUCAGGCAACCCAACAGUCGUCUACCGAAGAGCUCUUCAACCGCUCAAACAGUCUUAUCUUCGGUGGUGUGACGGUGGCAUCGGGCAUUCUGGGAGUGUGUCUCGGCACUGGUUUAUCCAGAUGGUUCAGGAACAAAGUGCCUUAUGCUGACCCACUCAUCUGCGCUGUGGGCAUGCUGGGAUCGACCCCCUGCCUCUUUGUUGUCAUCUUUGCGGCAUCAUCAAGCAUUCCAGUUACUUACGUCUUCGUUUUCUUGGCUGAGCUGCUGUUAUCACUGAACUGGUCCCUCCUGGCUGAUAUGCUGCUGUAUGUUGUUGUACCGACCAGAAGGUCGACAGCUGAGGCUCUCCAGAUCACAGUCUGUCAUCUUCUGGGUGACGCUGGGAGUCCUUAUCUAAUAGGAGCGGUCUCUGAUGCUAUACGCAAUUCUAAACCUGAAAGCCCUGAGUGGAGUUUCCUCAGUCUGAAGUACAGCUUCCUGAUCUGCCCAUUUAUUGGGGUUCUGGGUGGAGUGUUUUUCCUCAUGACUGCCUUGUACAUUACUGAAGACAGGAGGGCAGCUGAGCGAUUGGUUGAAGAAGAUUCUCCACCACAGCCAGGUCCUGCAUUUGAGCCCGCUGUGGAACUGAGCAAUGAGAAAAAAGAGUAAAGCUGGACAAAAGCAAACAUGCAAUAAAUGUAUUUGUGAAUAUUUGAAGUUAAGUUUAAAAAAUGCAGGUAUGGAGAACAGGGCAUUGGAGCUGCCUUUUUCAUCAUUUUAAAAUUUAAAAAUGUUUGUCUGAUACCAUAUUGUGUAGAUGCACUUAAUACUUCACUCAGGCCUGAUUCAUAUCGCCUAAAAUCACAAAUUUGCUUGAAAGCGGGUACUCUGUGAUUUUGGAUAAAGAUGACCUUUUAAAAGAACUUCAUUCGCAUUUGCCUCUCCUUCUCACAGCAACACUUCAGUGUAAGUUCAAAGUGGGAGCAGGUCAUAAGCUGUUAUAAUAUUACCUCCCAUUCAGUGGAUGAUUCAAUGUGCAUUAUAUUGUUCUUGAAAAUGAAAUGCUUAUAUUUUCUGAAUUGAAAUGUUGAAAUUUUCAAUAAAUUUGUAAAAGCAUUUGUAA